GAAAAUAGGGUUAUGUUUAUAUAAAUUUCCCUAAUAAUAAUUAUUGAAUUAUAUGUAUAUUGUGAAUUGUAAUUAAUUGUAUAUAUAUAUAUUGAUUAUAUAUCUCUAAUUUUAGUUAUAAAAAGAAUCUAUCCUAAUUUUAGUGUAAAGUUGCUGAAACAUUGUAUAUUUAUCUACUUUUUACAAAUAUGAACAAGACCAAUAAUAAUAUUGAAGAUUCUGAUGAUAUUACCAUGACUGCACAAGAACUACAUAUUUUGUCAGAGUUAGACAGCCGCCAAUAUGGAUUUUUAUUACUAAAUCAACAAGCAAACGCUUCAAAAAAGGCUUUAAUUCAAAAGGCUGUCAAAUAUCUUCAAUUAAUGGUUGUUCAAGCUAGAAGGCAACAAAAAGCAAAUGAAAAUGACGCAAAUAAUCAAAAUAAAAACAUUAGUAUAGAUCCUAAAACAUGGGUGAAGCUGGGCCAUUUCCAUUUGUUGUUAGAAGACUAUAGGAAAGCAUUAUCUGCGUACCAAAUGUUCUAUAAGACACAAGCGGAAAACCACUGGCAGGACACAACUUUCUUAUAUGGAAUAGGAUUGGUGUAUUUUCACUUCAAUGCGUUCCAGUGGGCUGUGAAAGCUUUCCAGCAGUUGCUCUACGUGUCGCCCGGAUUUCAAAGAGCAAAUGAAGUCAACGUCAGGCUUGGUUUGAUGUUCAAAAUUACACAAGAAUAUGAAUCAGCACACAAACAUUUACAGUUAGCGUUAGUGGAUAACAGCCCGUCUACAGCAACAAAAAAUACAAUUAAAUUCCACAUUGCUCACUUAUUUGAAGUUCAGGGCAAAGUCAAAGUAGCCAAGGAGCGAUACGAGACGCUGCUGAAGGAGAAGACAAUUUCCCAGUCACUGAGAGCAGACAUAUUCCGUCAGUUAGGUUGGUUAUAUCACUGCCAAGAAUCACUAGGAGAUAAAAGCCAGAGAAUCCCAUUGGCUAUACAUUACCUGCAAAGAGCUAAUGAAGCCGAUCAGUUUUCUGGUCAAACUCUUUACUUGUUAGGUCGUUGUUACGCCAGUAUCGGUAAAGUCCACGAUGCCUUUAUUGCCUAUAGGAACUCCGUGGAAAAAUCUGAAGGCAAUGCUGACACUUGGUGUAGCAUAGGUGUCCUUUACCAGCAACAAAACCAGCCCAUGGAUGCUUUACAGGCCUACAUAUGUGCCGUACAGUUAGAUAAGUGCCAUUCCGCAGCUUGGGCCAAUUUGGGAAUAUUAUACGAGCAUUCUCUGCAAGCAAGAGAUGCGUAUGCCUGCUAUUUGAACUCUAGCAGAGGACUAUCUAAUAAGCAAACAAACGACGGAUCAGUUAACACGAAUAAACUUCCGAAAAUCAACUUUCCAAAUUUGGGCAUGAACCCACAUUUGACACAACGUAUUAACUUCCUCCAGACCCAUCUUUCCAAUGCUCCAAUGCCAAGCGUUACUUCACAAAGAAGGCAACUGCUUUCUAUUGAAGAAGCUUGGAAUCUACCGAUAUCGGCGGAAAUGUCUUCGAGACAACAGAACUCAUCUCAACCGAAUCGCAGUACAACGCAGGGGUUUCAGAAAAAUUAUUCAGCUACAACGCCUCAGGGUCCCCCUCCCCCAUACCCUUCACCAAAUGGUACCACCACUAAAAGGUUCAAUCUUGAACCCGAUCAAAAACCGCUGUUAGGUCAGCCUGCGUAUGCUCUAACCCCCCAGCAAAUGCAACUAUUAAACCAUCUUCAACAAAAUGUCAACAACCUUACACCCAGUCAACAAGCUUCUUUACAACAGUUGCAACAUCAGUACAGAUUAAUGCAGCAAAAUCAAGGGGUUAAUCAUCGAAAUCUUUUGCGAACCACAAGCACACCUCCAGGUUAUACUAACCAGAGCUAUGAUCAAGAUGUCUCUCCAACUAACACUGCCAAAAACGAUAAAAUCGUUCAACCUACCCCUAUCGUCGAACCUCGAGACUACUUGUCUUCUACCGAACCACAUUCGACUGAUCUUGAGCAAAAUUUGGAAGAAGAUCUCAAAGAUUUGUUGUCCCAAAAGGAUCUAGCCACGACACUUGCUGAGAAUUUGCUUAAACAAUUUGGAUCGGAUGUCAUCGAUGUUAAAGAUUCAACUGCCAACUCCAACUCUAGCGGUAACGUUACCAACACCCUAUCGUCAGGACCGUUUUCGCCUUCUAAUAUUUUACCAAAAGAGAUGUCUCAGGAUACAAAACGAAAAAUUAAGUCACCUACUCACGAAAGAGUGCUCACUGUCAAGUCUGAGCCCCCAUGGGAGUUUGAUUCGCUUCAUUCUAUAGAAAAGAAGUCUGACAUUGACUAUCACAUAGACAUGGAUGCCCAGACCAUUGUAAAGCUUUGCAAGGGAGAAGUAAUCAACGGUAACAUCAACAAUUCCAUCAUAUCAGACACAGCUCCUCCUCCAACUCCGCCAGAUCCGCCUGCAGUGAAGUUGAAUCACCAGCAGCUGUUACCUCCCACUCCUUCAGUAUACCUUGACAACAAGAAGCAUGCGUUCAGUCCGCAAUUGCAAGAAUUCUGCUUAAAACACCCCAUAGCUGUGAUAAGAGGAUUAGCUUCGGCUCUAAAACUAGACUUAGGCUUAUUUUCGACGAAAACUUUGGUUGAGGCUAAUCCUGAUCACAGCGUGGAGGUGAGAACGCAGAUUCAGCAACCGUCUGAUGAAAACUGGGACCCACAAACUGGAAGAAAAGUCUGGGCGUGUAUUUCCCAUAGAUCCCAUACGACUAUAGCCAGAUAUGCGCAGUACCAGGCUUCUAGCUUUAAAGAAAGCUUAAGGGAUGAGCGUGAAAAAGCUGCUAGUGGAUUAUCAGACUCUGAUUCAAAAGAUUCAACACCAUGUGGCGCUAAAAGAAGAAAAGUUCUACCCACAACACCUCCAUGUCCAGCACUGAAGAACUGUAAGGAACAGAAAACCCUAAAAUUCGGGACAAAUGUAGACUUAUCAGAUGAGCGCAAAUGGAGACCUCAACUUCAAGAACUCAUGAAACUACCCGCUUUUGCUAGAGUUGUGUCUGCUGCCAACAUGCUUUCACACGUUGGACAUGUCAUUCUUGGGAUGAACACGGUACAGCUCUACAUGAAGGUUCCCGGUAGUAGAACACCAGGUCAUCAAGAAAAUAACAAUUUCUGUUCGAUUAACAUAAAUAUUGGACCAGGAGACUGUGAAUGGUUCGCAGUACCUGACGCUUACUGGGGUUCCGUCUUUGCUCUAUGCGAGAAGAACCAAAUCAACUAUUUACAUGGUUCAUGGUGGCCAGUUUUAGAAGACUUGUACCACGCUAAUAUUCCAGUGUACCGUUUUCUCCAGAGGCCCGGUGAUCUUGUCUGGGUAAACGCUGGAUGUGUACACUGGGUACAAGCUGUUGGUUGGUGUAAUAAUAUUGCUUGGAAUGUGGGACCAUUAACUGCGAGGCAAUAUCAGCUUGCAAUUGAAAGGUACGAAUGGAACAAACUGCAGAGCUUCAAAUCUAUUGUGCCUAUGUUACAUCUUUCCUGGAAUUUGGCCAGAAACAUUAAAGUUUCAGACAAGAAACUUUUUGAAUUAAUCAAGAAUUGUCUGAUGAGAACACUUGUCAAGUGUUGUAGAACACUGGAAUUUGUUAAAAACAGGGGAGUAGAAGUUAAAUUUCACGGUAGAGGGAAGAAUGAAGCGUCGCACUACUGUGGCCAGUGUGAGGUGGAAGUUUUCAAUAUUCUCUUCAUAAGAGAGCAAGAAAAGCGGCACGUGGUUCAUUGCAUGGACUGUGCCAGGAAACAGUCCCCGAAUUUAGAAGGGUUUGUCUGUCUGGAGGAGUACAAGUCGCAGGAACUCUGUGAAGUUUACAACAACUUCGUUCUACAUUCUAACACGAAUUCAGCUCACGAACAGUUUCGAAUAACUUAGUUAAAUUUAGAUGACCAUCGAGGUCAGCUACCACUGCCACAUGUAACUGAUGUACAAGUUUAAUAUUAAUACUUGCUUGUUAUAUAGCGUAUGACUUGUAAAGAAACGUGAUACUUUGUAAUAAUAACUAUUUUGCAUAUUUUUAAUGUACAUAAGUUUGUCUUAUAUAAGGUGAGUUAAUGGUGUCGAUGUAACUUCACGUCUACUGAUGGAAUUUCGUCAGAUAAAGCUGUAUCUCAAAUGUUGUCGUUAAUAUGCACAUUAAUACACUGAAGUUUUCUUUACAUGAUGGAUGUGACAUUACAAUAGUUCAUUUCCGCUGUUUGUUGUAUUCCACAACUUCUCACAGUAAUGUUAGAUACCAUCAAUGUUUUCCUAUAACCUAUGUGUUGUGCAGCACAAUAUCUUGUCCUGCACCAUUUCUUCUUUGGCUUUUUCCCAUUACGAGUUUGUCGUUUUCGUCCUCCGCAGUACUCUAUUCUCUCAGUCACCUUCUCUGAGAUCUCUAUGUAUCAUAGCAUUUUCUAUGUAAGUUUUCCAGUCCAAUACUCUUUUCGGUCACCGUGCUCUGGCUUUCUCUGUACAUGCCCGUACAACUACAGGGCUCUGUUUUCCAACUUUUUUCUAAUUGAGCAUUCUACUUCCAUUCUGUUAUACAGGGUGCACCGAAAAUAGUGCGUUCCUUUAAGGUAUGGAUAUAAUACACAAUGCCGAACAAAAAAGUCCUAUAACAUUUUUUUCUAAAGUUUACCGUUUCCAAAAAAAAAUACAUUGUUCGCCAUAUAAGCGAACUUUUAUUUUCAUAAAAUUAACUAAUUUGGCAUCACUGUACAGGAACUGUUUGUGAUUUAGUUUAUUGACACCACAAAUGUAGGUCAGACAGGUACACCUGCAAAAUAACUGUACCACCUCAUGUUUGAAAAUCCAACAAAACAAGAAUUUGUUUGUUUGUUUAGGAUGAAGACAGGGUUUAAUGUAACUACUUAUGGCUAAAAUGCUGCAACUAUUUUUGAAUUGUGAUUGUCUAUGUUUAGAUUUUUGUAUACAUAGUUGUCAGAUUUCAAUUUGCAUACCAAAAUGUAUUUUGGUUUUUUAGCCAAACGGUUGCAUUUAGAAAAAAAUGUUAUAAGAUUUUUUGCUCUACAUGGUGCCUUGUUUCUACCUACACCUUUAAGGAACGCACUAUUAUUGGGGACACCCUGUAUAGGGUAAUAUAAUUCAGCACUAUGCUCUGAAAGAUCCGCUUUUUAUUUUCUUUAGUUAGACUGUUGUUCCAUAUCAUUCCAUGGAGUGCUUCCAUGUAUGAUAGAUUCCACUCGUCUUGAAUCCCCUCACCUGCUCAAUUUUAUUGAACACUCUGGCUAUUCCAGGUCAAAUCAACACACUUUGAAUUAAUAUUUUUCCUGACCUAUUUAGAUUGUGUUAAAUUUUAGUGGAUGAUUAGCUGAAGAAAAAUGCAAAGUUUACAUUUUUAUCUCAAGCCGUUUCCCAAAUUUGG
This is a messenger RNA of Diabrotica virgifera virgifera (western corn rootworm), 5418 nucleotides long. It is a transcript of the gene Utx, whose product is annotated as lysine-specific demethylase 6A. Gene Ontology annotation, molecular function: RNA polymerase II cis-regulatory region sequence-specific DNA binding; chromatin DNA binding; histone H3K27me2/H3K27me3 demethylase activity. The transcript is spliced from 15 exons. Gene Ontology annotation, cellular component: MLL3/4 complex. Lineage: Eukaryota; Metazoa; Arthropoda; Insecta; Coleoptera; Chrysomelidae. Gene Ontology annotation, biological process: regulation of gene expression. Bases 189 to 3920 code for a protein of 1243 amino acids. The record is from RefSeq and is a predicted model, not a curated record.